GUGCCCUCCCGCAUUUGGUAACUACUACUAGUUAUACUCGCCCGGAGUUCUUAGCUGUUACAUCGUUCAUCUCUGUUCACUUCACUUAUCGUGAUUCCUGGCUGAAUCCUCUUGAAUUGUUUUUUUCUAACAAAAGAAGAAAAGAAAACGAUUAUUCACCAUCCUGUUCUUUUCUUUUUCUUUCUCUGUUCCCGCCCUUUACAUUCCGUUCGAAACCAAAACCACAUCAUGGACCAUUCCAGUGAGCCCAACAAUGCCGCCCUGUACGAUGCGCGCCGUCGCAGGGGCUCAGUCGGUUCCUCCCAGCUUCUCGACAACAUUGUUUCUGCCUCCAACUUCGAUCGCGACGAAGUCGACCGUCUCCGCAAGCGCUUCAUGAAGCUCGAUAAGGACAGCUCUGGUACUAUUGAUCGCGAUGAAUUCCUCUCCCUGCCUCAAGUUUCAUCCAACCCUCUCGCCACGAGAAUGAUUGCCAUUUUCGACGAGGACGGUGGCGGUGAUGUCGACUUCCAGGAAUUCGUCUACGGUCUGUCGGCCUUCAGCUCUAAGGGCAACAAGGAGGAGAAGCUGCGAUUUGCAUUCAAGGUGUAUGACAUUGACCGCGACGGGUAUAUUUCGAACGGCGAGCUGUUCAUUGUGCUGAAGAUGAUGGUCGGCAACAACUUGAAGGAUGUGCAGCUGCAACAGAUCGUCGACAAAACGAUUAUGGAGGCCGAUAAGGACGGCGAUGGGAAGAUCAGUUUCGAGGAGUUCACGGAGAUGGUGGAGAACACGGAUGUCAGUUUGAGUAUGACGUUGAAUCAAAUUUAGAUGCUGCCUCGACCGACGAAUACUCAUACAUACUGCGCUGGAAGCUGUGAAGAUUGCCGUGCUGAUUUGAUUUUUGUGGGUUAUUGUGUGCCCUUGUGUGUGUGUGUGCUACGACAAUUCAUGAUUCCCUUUU
Molecule: messenger RNA, 943 nt
Organism: Aspergillus saccharolyticus JOP 1030-1
Lineage: Eukaryota; Fungi; Ascomycota; Eurotiomycetes; Eurotiales; Aspergillaceae
Gene: cnaB
Product: calcineurin regulatory subunit B
Exons: 5
Coding region: 229-810 (193 amino acids)
Molecular function (GO): calcium ion binding; calcium-dependent protein serine/threonine phosphatase regulator activity
Source: RefSeq, a predicted model, not a curated record